AUAAAUCAAAUCAACACAUGACAGAAAGUCGCUGUUGUCAAAGAAACGUAUUUUGAAUUUUGGCGCUGUAGGUGUAGCGCUGCUGCUUUUGAUCAUGUGACUGGAAUGAACCAAUGGUGGCAGGCUAAGCUGAAGCGCAGGCCAAUCAGCAGCGAGAAUGACGUAACCAGGAAGUACAUUGUUUGAAAACUAGCGGAGAAUCAAAGAAUGCAGCACAACGACAACAAAGACUCGCUAAAUGCAUAUUUUAUGUACGCGAUACGCGCAAUGUUACAAAAGAAGACCAUCGGUACGGUCUUCUGACAUGGGCUUUUAAUGCCACGUAAAAACUCCAAGACAGCGAAACCUCCGUUGCUGUUCGUGGAGCGGCCUGUACUCGGCGUUAGACUCCAGUCUGGUCCUGAGGUGCGUGCCGCCAUCCAUCCUAAGGAACAUUUCACACAAGAGGCACAAGAACGCAACAGCAGCAAGCAUCUUUACUCUUGGGUAAGCCCGCAGUUUGACACUUCAGUAGCAGCAAAACCAAGCAGGAGGAAGAGGAAGUGCCACUCAGUCACCAGCAUUCUCGACACUUGCAGCCAGCUCUCCAGGAAGAGCAGCGUGUGCAAGUUCCUGCCAUUGGCGUUCCAGUCUGGGCCACAAGGGCAGCACAAUGCUAAGCAGGCCAACGCGGCGGUCUCUGGAGGACAUCAGGAGACGCCAAAGAGAGUCGUGAGAAGAAGGAAAAACGUGAAGGAUGCUUCAGCCGUUGGAGCUUCCAUCAGCAGCAGCAGCAUCUGCACACCACCUGAUGUGGAUACUCCUAAAGUAACACGGGAAGACGGUAGUUCUUCUGCCCACUGGAUACUAGCUCAGCCCUGCACACCACCACACCAUCAAAUGCCUGAUGUUCUGGUGCCAGACACGCCGGAGCGGCACUACGGUUUGAAGGUGACAUGGAGGAGGAGAACUAAUCUGAUGUUGAUGCUCAAGGAGAGAGGUCUUCUGUCGGAAUGUGACAUGCUGAUUGGCGCACAAAUGACCUGAUGACAUAUGUAUGAAAUUAUUGUUUUGGCACAAAAUGGAGGAUUUGUGGAAAAGCCGAAGGAGAAGAAGAAUAAGUAAAACGAACAUGAGAGAACCAGGACAUACAUGUUGAGUAUUUUCCCCAGGUUUAUUAUGUAAAAUAUGUGGGGAAAAAAUGUUGAGUUUUGUACACAAAUAAUGCAUUGCAGCACGAUAAAACAGCAUAAAUGACAAUAUAA
Doryrhamphus excisus (bluestripe pipefish) is the source of this 1244-nucleotide messenger RNA. It is a transcript of the gene rhno1, whose product is annotated as RAD9-HUS1-RAD1 interacting nuclear orphan 1. Gene Ontology annotation, biological process: recombinational repair; DNA damage checkpoint signaling; cellular response to ionizing radiation. Lineage: Eukaryota; Metazoa; Chordata; Actinopteri; Syngnathiformes; Syngnathidae. The record is from RefSeq and is a predicted model, not a curated record. Gene Ontology annotation, cellular component: nucleus; chromosome.